Molecule: messenger RNA, 2317 nt
Organism: Amphiprion ocellaris (clown anemonefish)
Lineage: Eukaryota; Metazoa; Chordata; Actinopteri; Pomacentridae
Gene: tmem160
Product: transmembrane protein 160
Exons: 4
Coding region: 110-778 (222 amino acids)
Source: RefSeq, a predicted model, not a curated record
GUCUUCCGGAUUGUCGUCGACCGUGUGAGAGUUCACAGGUUAUGCAGAGGUCGUGUUGUGUGUUUUUCUCUCUGCAGCUCGUAUUUUACCCACCGGGACUAGUGAUGUGAUGGCCUUCCUGACUCUGUUCAUGAGGAGGCAGUUGCCGCAGGCCGUGAGCCACUACGCCCGGCUGGUGAAGCUGCCCGGGCCUCCCUCCGCCGGAGCCCCGCUCAGGAGGCUGCACGGCUCGGCCCGGCGGCGGGUCGUGGAGAAGGGUCCGUGGGGGAAGAACCGGGGGCCGGAGCCGCAGCAGCAGCAGCAGCAGUACCCGCUCACAGACCUGGACAAGGCGGACGCUCUGAUGCUGAGAAAGUCCCAUGAAACAGGAUUCCUGUCAUGGUUCAGAAACGGCCUGCUGGCGACUGGGAUCGGAGUGAUCGCAUUCGUCCAGAGUGAAGUGGGACGAGAAGCAGGAUAUGCCUUCUUCAUCCUGGGAGGUGUGUGUGUGUCGUUUGGCGGCACCUCGUACAUUGGCAGCCUCUUCGUCUUGCGGAGGAUGAUGCUGCUGUCUGUGCCAGCGCUGCUGCUCCAAGGAGCCGCGGUGGGCAGCGUCGCCCUCUUCUGGCUCUGCGCUGUGUCGCUCUACAUCGGCCGGCUGGAGGUGGAGAUCAUCCACGAAGACGAGGAGGGGGAGGACGAGGAAGAGUGCCGGGAGUGCCGAGAGAGGCGCGAACACCGGGGCUACCGAGGCUCCAACGAUAGCGAGGACAGUGACAGCAAAGGGCCAAACAAGUAGAGAUCUUCCAGGAAUGAAGAGUGGGAAGCUGUGUGUGUGUGUGUGUGUGUGUGCGCGUGCGUGCGUGUGUGCGUGUGCGUGUGUGCGCGCGCGCUGCUGAUUCUGGGUUUCUCCUAUUUGUAUGUGUGUGGGUUUUUUUGUGCGUAUGUGCAGCCUGUAUGUUCAUGUGCAGGCUGUGUGUGAGUCUGUAGUUACAAAUAUAUCAUCUAUUGUUAUAAAGAUUAUUAUUAUUUUUAAGGUGGUGGAGAAAGACUUUAAGACCUUUUGGAAAACUGGUCAGAAAAAUUGCUGAUAAUUUGACUACAUUCACACUACACUGGUGAAUAAAUCAUCUUUUUUUGUAAGAUUUCUUACGAGUAAAUGCUGCCUCCCUAUCUGAAAAUUAUAUAGUUUUUUUUUUUUUUUUUAAAGUUAUUUUUUACAUUAUCGGUUCUGCAAAGACUCACUGAGAACAUAAUUUGUUCAAUCAUCACUACGCCAUAUGCAAUCAUUUCUAGGCCUCUGUUCUCAACCACGCUGUUUGUCUUACCGGUGUAACUUAGUGUAAUAGAGCACUUGAAGGUUUCGAAAAAUCUUAAAAUAAAACAAGCCACUUGCGAUAUGCUGUGAGAUGUUGAAACAAUGGACAUACAGUGUGUACAUUUCAGGUCUGUCUUUUUUUUUUAUUUUAAUUUUUUUUAAACAAAAUCAUUGAGGGCUUAGAAUAGCUUUUUACAGAGUUUUUUCCAGUUUCAUAAGGGCAAUAGCACUUUUGUCAGCUUUUGUUUGUCAUUAUAGGAACUCUAGACUAUUUUUUCUGUGAUUAUGUAUUUUGCUCUGUAUUGUUCAUACUCAUGUACAGUACCAAACUGCAACCAGAAACCCAUGUGAGUUAUCACUUUAAUUGCUGUUGUAAUGGAUGUAAAGAGUAGUUGAUAGAGCAGUUGAUGAUAUUGAGUUUCUGUGCGGAUAUGGGGUUCACUAUCAUUAUUUUGUUUUUUGCACCACUUUCAAUGCAGCCUACUGUAUGUACAGUAAUAAAGCAAGAAGAAAUCUGUGCUGAAACAAAGUCAAAGCUUCAGUGUUUGUGCUUUUAUCACUCCUCCAAGAGAUCUUUAUAUAUGUGCUGUGAGAUAAUUGGCAGGAAAUAUAAUUUUCCUUAGCAUUUUGGGUGAUAAUUACGGUGUGGUUCAGUCAAAAAGACAGGAGCCACUUAAAUAGACUAUUACAUAGAGUUUACAUCAUUGAAUAACACAACACCUUAAAGAAAUUUCUUUUUGUGACUACCUUUCCAAUGCAUUUUUCCACCUCAUUUGAUGCAAACCACUUAUAUUGAGAUCAUUAGUCCAAGCGUAAAAUAAUACAUGCAGCAGUCCCACAUCUGCUGGGGUUUAAUAGUGUCCAGUAGUUUUUUGGGAAUUAGAGUAACUCUAAAUUUGUCAGGAAAGUUGCACCACUACAGCACAACUGAGGUGGAUUCUUAAUUGUGACCUGGCCUUAAUCAGUUUAUAUUGUGCUUACAUGCUGCAUAUGCCUCAAUAAAUUUGCAUUUAAUCAAAA